Molecule: messenger RNA, 726 nt
Organism: Loa loa (African eye worm)
Lineage: Eukaryota; Metazoa; Nematoda; Chromadorea; Rhabditida; Onchocercidae
Exons: 5
Coding region: 1-726 (241 amino acids)
Biological process (GO): protein folding; protein peptidyl-prolyl isomerization
Cellular component (GO): catalytic step 2 spliceosome
Molecular function (GO): peptidyl-prolyl cis-trans isomerase activity
Source: RefSeq, a predicted model, not a curated record
AUGAAAUCUUCAGUUUACGGACGGACGAAACAAUAUGGUUCUUUGCGGUGCGUCCUACGUGAUUUUGUUACGUGGAGCGGUUUGGAACGUUUGUCGAAGUGCAUUAAAAAAAUAUGCGUGGAAAAUAUGCGUGGGAUGCUUUUUUCACGUGUACUUUUUAGUGCACUUUGUAGUGUUUUAACAUUUUUUCUUUCCAAGUCUGAAUUAAACGUGACACGUUGCGGGCGUAUGUCGGUCACGUUGCAGACAACGUUGGGUGAUAUCAAAAUCGAAUUGUAUUGCGAUUUAUGUCCGAAGACGUGUGAAAAUUUCUUGGCAUUGUGCGCAAGCGGUUAUUACGAUAACUGCAUUUUUCAUCGUAAUAUUAAAGAUUUUAUGGUACAAACUGGUGACCCAACUGGUACAGGUAAAGGAGGUGACAGUAUUUGGGGUGGGCCAAUUGAGGACGAAUUAAACACAACCUUGAAGCACGACGCCAGAGGCGUUGUGUCUAUGGCUGGUAACGGACCAAAUACAAGUCGAUCGCAGUUUUUCAUCACAUACGCAAAACAUCCAACACUGGACUUGAAGUAUACUGUUUUCGGGCGCGUAAUAGACGGAUUUGACACCUUGGACGAGUUGGAGAAAGUCAAAGUUGACGCCAAAUAUCGACCAGUUGUUGAACAAAAAAUUCAAAAUGUUAUCAUCCACGCUAAUCCGAUUGCCGACAUGGCGACCAAUUCUUAA